Messenger RNA from Paramacrobiotus metropolitanus, 2301 nucleotides. Its product is annotated as platelet-derived growth factor receptor beta-like. NCBI's taxonomy places the organism in Eukaryota, Metazoa, Tardigrada, Eutardigrada, Parachela, Macrobiotidae. Gene Ontology annotation, cellular component: signaling receptor complex. The record is from RefSeq and is a predicted model, not a curated record. Bases 274 to 2301 code for a protein of 675 amino acids. The transcript is spliced from 10 exons. Gene Ontology annotation, biological process: multicellular organism development; positive regulation of kinase activity; cell surface receptor protein tyrosine kinase signaling pathway. Gene Ontology annotation, molecular function: zinc ion binding; ATP binding; metalloendopeptidase activity.
AGACUGGUUGACGCAAAAAAGCAGACUAUAAGUGUUUUUCUAAUUUAACCUAACACGGGAAUACCGCUACCUGGCCCAGCCAAUUUUACGGAUGCCAUGUUUCACGAAAGAACGAUAUUUCUUUUAGCCGUUAUUCUUCAAAUAUUAAACGAAUCCAUACAGGAUGAACAAGAUCGCUAACACUGUUCCGUACGUUUUUAGCGCCCUAACAACACUGUUCCGUACGUUUUUAGCGCCCCGUCCCUUAAGGACAAAACAGCGGCGAACAGAAACAUGGUGUUGGAGUCCAUGCAGAUCAUCAGUCGUAUGACCGGAAAUUGUGUCAAAUUUGUGGAACGCACAAAUGAGACGGACUACCUUCUUAUUUCUACGCUGGGUUUCCGUUGCCAAGCCCACGUAGGACGCAGUGGCGGCAGGCAGAUCCUGUCCACACAGAGAGCGUGUCUCCACGAGCACGGAAGCGUACAACAUGAACUCAUGCACACACUGGGCUUUUAUCAUGAGCAUCAGAGGCCUGAUCGGGACGACAACGUCGAAAUCAUUUGGAGUAAUAUCAGUCCAGAAUGGAAUGACUCCUUCGCUAUCAUUAAAGGAAUGGAGACGUACAGGUUGCCAUAUGAUUACGACUCAGUAACGCAUUUCUCUGCCUAUGAAUAUGCCAUUAACCGGCGUACACCAACGAUAAUCCCUAAAGUCGAAGGAAAACAAAUUGGGCAAAACAACAAUUUAAGUCCACUGGAUGUAGUCAGAAUUCACAUGCGAUAUAAAUGUGGUGUUGCGGCAGCUUCCUAUUUUACAGACGAGCCUCGGUCGAAAAAAUCAACGACUGCGCCGUUCCUCACAAAAGCAUUCCUGCAGAAACCACGGCUCACCCGGAAUGGAACAAUUUACCCACUGCAGACUGCAAACGGCACAGCCUGGUCAGGUCUAAACUCAACAAUCGGCGACGAUAAUGAUAACGCUACCACUUUGUUUACGGAGACCAUCAGCAGCAGAAUCGUCUUGCCGGCUGCAUUGGGCACUCUGGUUCCGAUUGCAGCCGUUGCAAUAAUCGUGGCACUGUGCUGGUUGCGGCUGAAGAAGCAGCACCAGGGACAAAGUACUAUGCGCAAAGCUCGAUGGCAUCCCCAUUCGCUCGUAAAAUCAAUGGUAUUACACGAUCUGUCCUCGGUUCAUGCGGAUCUUCUGUUGAAUGAUCCGGCGCUACAUGGCCAUGUUAAAAUUCUGGAGAUUUCUCUGGCCAAAGUGAUGAUCUCAAAUACACUGCUUGGCAGAGGAGCGACCGGUAUAGUAUGGAAAGGUACAGUGGAUGGUGUUUACGGCCAUCCCGGUCAGCUGGAUGUUGCUAUCAAGAGUGCGAGAAGAAAACAUGAUACCGGCUGCAUCCGUCAGUUAGUACAAGAGAUGAAAAUUAUGACACAGGCCGGUCGCCACUUGAACAUCGUGAAUUUGUUGGGAGUUGUAACAAAAGGUGAAGUGAUAUUGCUGCUGGAGUACGCUCAAUUUGGCUCCCUGUCGAAGUAUCUCCAGUCGUAUAACGCGGAACACUUCUAUAACCACAUCGAUGAGAACGGAGGCCUGCUACCAUAUGACGAGGACGAAGCGGAACUUUUCGAAAGACUACUGUAUACAGACGAUUCUCGCUCAGAAGACGGACUUAGUCCACCGUGUCUGUCGUCCAAAGCUUUGAUGAGCUUUGUAUACCAAAUUAGCCGAGGCAUGGAGUAUCUCGGCACAAAAUCUAUUAUCCACAGAGAUCUCGCGGCUCGCAAUGUUUUAAUUUGUGAUAGAAACGUGGUGAAAAUUGGUGACUUCGGAAUGGCGCAAGUCGGGACCGAAGACAUUCCUUUUGGUCCUAAGGAAGCAUUACCAGUGCGUUGGAUGCCACCCGAAGCCAUCGCCAACAGGAUAUUUUCAAACAAAUCAGACGUAUGGUCUUUUGGUGUGGUAAUGUGGGAAGCAUUCAGUCUGGGUAAACUUCCAUACGGCGACAGUGACAUUAUGCGCCAGUCCAUCUCUGAAUUUAUAACGUCACUGAAAAACGGAUUACGCUUGGAAAAACCAAAAUUCUGUCCUAGUGCCAUUUAUAACCUGAUGUUACAAUGCUGGAAAUUUUCACCGGAUGACCGUACUGAUUUCGCUAAGCUGACCCUUGCUUUGCGACUAGUCAUUGAUAACGAUUCCGCCGAAACGUAUCUUCUCCUCGACAAUGCUUAUAAUCAGUUUAACUCAAAUUAUUUGACAAUUUUGGAAAAUGUCAUGAUGGAUGGAAGUGUUUCUUUAGACCGACAACUUUUAUAA